AUGGCACUAAUUUCUGACAUUAUUCUCUCAUUAUGCAUUGGUUGGUUGCUCUUAGCUAUAUAUCCUACUGGCCAGAAUCAAGGACAAAUGCUACUCUGCAAAAAUCUGUUCUAUGGCCGCAAUCUCCUCUCCUUCACUGAAACGGCCACUUCUAUGUCAGAGCUCCGGCAAGCUCACGCUUGCAUGCUCAAAACUGGACUUUUCUGCCACCCUUAUGCCGCCAGCCGCCUCCUAACGGCGGCGGCCACGACCAUCACUACUACCGCCGACUCUCUCUCAUGCUUUGCAGAAGCGCGUGCUUUGCUUGAUAGGUCACUGACCGAUGAUGUGAUUGCAUGGAAUGCAUUCUUGAGUGUUUAUACAGAACUGGGUUUGACUGAGUUUGCACGCGAGCUGUUCACUGAAAUGCCUGAGAAGAAUCUCGAGUCUUGGAAUUUUAUGCUUUCUGGGUAUGUGAAAUGUGGGUUGAUUGACGAAGCAAGGAGUGUUUUUGAUAAGAUGAGAUCAUAUAUGGAUCCUGAUGAUUGUACCCUUGUGAAUGUUCUGUCUGCCUGUGCUGGUGUUGGAGGUUUGAGUCAAGGGAAGUGGGUUCAUGCUUACAUCCAUAAGAACAAAAUUGAGGAUUGA
This is a messenger RNA of Ipomoea nil (Japanese morning glory), 627 nucleotides long. Its product is annotated as pentatricopeptide repeat-containing protein At4g18840-like. Gene Ontology annotation, molecular function: RNA binding; protein binding. The coding region runs from base 1 to 627 and encodes 208 amino acids. NCBI's taxonomy places the organism in Eukaryota, Viridiplantae, Streptophyta, Magnoliopsida, Solanales, Convolvulaceae. The transcript is spliced from 3 exons. The record is from RefSeq and is a predicted model, not a curated record. Gene Ontology annotation, biological process: RNA modification.